AAAUGAUGCUAUGACGUCAUCAACAGUCUCAGCAAAAAUGAAUUGAUAAGAUUGAUAAGAAAAUGUUGAUCAUUUUCAUAUUUUUUCAUUCAAGAAAAUGGAUCAAUUAAUCGUAAUGAAUUUGGAAAUUUGAUUUAAAAAUGCCCGCAGUUGUACGAGUAGUUUACCUUUGAUAAACAAGUAGUACCCUCAAAUGCGUUCAUUUUCUCUUCACGUUUCAAGUUAUUGCUUUGUUGAAAAAGUGUCUUUGUGACAUUUUGUAAAGAUCUUGAAGAAUCUCUUAUUCGCUGAGCUGAACGAUAAUUUGUGAGGUUUUAUUGUUGAAGAACCUGAAGACUGUUCCACAAUGACUGGAGAAGUGAUCAAUUUUGGUGCUGGGCCAGCAAAAUUACCCCGAGAGGUAUUACUCGAAGUACAGAAAGAAAUUCUGAAUUGUAAUAAUCAUGGCAUCAGCGUUAUGGAAAUGAGUCAUCGAGCCGCUAAUUACGAAGAUAUUCACAACAAUACGAUAUCGUUAUUUAAAGAGUUAUUGAAUAUUCCCGAUAAUUAUAAAGUAUUAUUCAUGCAUGGAGGAGGAAACGGUUUAUUCUCCGCUAUCCCUUUCAAUUUAAUGACCAGAACUGGCGAAGCUGAUUAUAUAGUCACUGGCACUUGGUCCAAAAUUGCUGCUGAAGAAGCGAAAAAAUAUGGCACAGUGAACCAAGUGUUGACUUUAGAAACAGGAAAAGAGCUUCCGGAUCAGUCGACGUGGAAUUUGAGCCCAAAAGCUUCUUAUUUAUAUUACUGCGCAAAUGAAACAGUUGAAGGUUUCGAGUUUCCUUUCAUACCUGAAAACAUUGAUGUCCCAAUAGUCUGUGAUAUGUCUUCUAAUAUAGCUACGAAAGUUUUCGAUGUCUCGAAGUUCGGUUUAAUAUUUUUUGGAGUCCAAAAAAAUCUAGGACCGGCUGGCGUUGCUACAGUAAUCAUUCGAGAAGACUUAAUUGCUGGCUCGUUACCCCAAUGUCCGAAAAUUUUCGAAUUCGCGAGCAUAGCGAAAAUUAAUUCGUUGCUCAACACUCCUCCGACAUUUGUAAUAUACGUAGUAGGCAAAGUGCUUGAAUACAUCAAACGUAACGGUGGCAUCGCAGAAAUGGAAAAAUUGAGCGCCAUAAAAUCUCAACUAGUGUACGACGUUAUUGACGAUUCCGAAGGAUUUUACACGAAUAACGUGCAUCCGAAAUACCGAAGCAGAAUAAACGUUACUUUUCGCAUAAAAGGAGGGCUCGAUGUGGAGAAAAAAUUCCUCAAGUUGGCCGAAGAACAGCUGAAUAUGAUACAGUUGAAAGGACAUCGGCUUGUCGGUGGCAUUCGAGCAUCUCUUUAUAACGCUAUCACAGUCGAAGAAACAGCCAAACUUGUCGGAUUCAUGCGUUUAUUCCAAUCCGAAUAUAAAUUCGAUGUUACUGAAGAAAAAAAAGAAUAAAUCGAUGAAUGAAACUUUACCAAAAGCCGGAAAUUCGUCAUGAAAAGGCCGUCACGCUUAUAAACGUUUUGUUUCGCGUAAUUCGUAAUUACAAUACUGAAAUCUGUUGCAAUUAUUACAAAAGGUGGUAUGUAAAAUCAAGGAUUUAAUAAUAAAAACGUUAUAGGUAUUUUAUAUAUUAUUAUAUUGUCAAUUUGUAUGAUUGUUUGAUAUUAUCAAAGUAUUUAAUUUUU
This is a messenger RNA of Planococcus citri (citrus mealybug), 1695 nucleotides long. Its product is annotated as probable phosphoserine aminotransferase. Lineage: Eukaryota; Metazoa; Arthropoda; Insecta; Hemiptera; Pseudococcidae. Gene Ontology annotation, molecular function: pyridoxal phosphate binding; O-phospho-L-serine:2-oxoglutarate transaminase activity. Gene Ontology annotation, biological process: L-serine biosynthetic process. Bases 347 to 1462 code for a protein of 371 amino acids. The transcript is spliced from 10 exons. Gene Ontology annotation, cellular component: cytoplasm. The record is from RefSeq and is a predicted model, not a curated record.